Molecule: messenger RNA, 1872 nt
Organism: Schistocerca americana (American grasshopper)
Lineage: Eukaryota; Metazoa; Arthropoda; Insecta; Orthoptera; Acrididae
Exons: 9
Coding region: 262-1872 (536 amino acids)
Cellular component (GO): membrane
Molecular function (GO): calcium ion binding
Source: RefSeq, a predicted model, not a curated record
AGCCCGCGAAGCCAGCACCGCGCCGCAGUCUGCUCCGCGACGCCGCCCGCUCCCCACACGGCUCGCUGCCUCUCAGGUCGCCGCGGAAGGCAAGGCAUUCGCUACAGUCUUCGUGAACAACGUCUUCUGUUGCGUCGCAGCUCCGAAAUUUUACAGACGAUCAUAGUAGGACAGUAGCUGCUUGUGAGGCCUGCACGGAAACCGAGGUACGCGAUGGCGGUGUGUUGAGGCGGCCUGUAAGUCGCUCGGCGUCGCUACGUGAUGACAGCAGCGGGGACGCUGACUGCCGUGUGGCUGGCGGCGCUCUGCUGGCGCCAAGGUGCGUCGCUGGUGUACGUGACGCCCGCCGAGGUGACGGCGGCGCUGCCGCUGGACCUGGCAGCGGAGUCGCGGCUGCCGCUGACGCUGCUGCGGCUGCGGGCUCUGCCUGUCGGCGCCUCCGCGACCGCGCGCUUCAGGGCCAACAGCUCGCUGCCCUCCUGGCUGCAGCUCGACUCCAACUCUGGCCGCCUCUACCUGGUAGCCGCUCCCCAGUUCGCAACACCAGGCAACACUGAAGUCAUUGUGACGGUGACCGCCAUGGAAGACGGCGUAGGCGACGCGGAGGUGGACGCGCCGCCGCCGCCGUGGGCUGUGGCGACCGUGCGUCUUGUGGCCGCCGGCAGCGGCGCCUGUAACCUACCGCCACAGGAGGCGUGCCUGUGGCGGCAGGCGACGCUGCGGGUGCUGGAGAACUUGCCAGCCGGCGCGCCGCUCGGGACGCUGGGCCCGCCGCCUCUGUGUGCGCGUCUGGGGACGGGGCGCUGCCACCGAGUGUACGCCGGCCUCAACGCGUCACUGGACGGAGUUUCGGUGAGUCCGAGCCCGCCGGCACUGGGCGGCGCGCUGGAGGCUCUCACGUCGCGGCCGCUGGACCGGGAGGACCCACAGCUGGAGCAGCCACAGUGGCGGCGGAUGGCGGCGGCCGGCGCCGCGCUGUCCCUGGAGGUGCUGGACGCCGACGACAGCGCGCCCGCCACCAUCAACGACGGACAUCUCUACAGCAGCCGCCCUGGCGGACUCCUGCACAAGGGCGAGCCGCUGGGCACGGUGGUGCUGCAGGACGCGGACUCCCCGGCGGCCAACCGCUACCGCUGGCGCUUCCUCAACGACUCGCGGGGCCUGCUGGCCGCCAACUGCUCCUCCAGCGCCAUCAACGGCACAUUCGUCACGACGAUCAUCAGCUGCAGUGUGUUCGCGGCGCGGGACGAGCAGCUGGCGGGCGGCGACUACCGGACGGUGCUGCGGCUGCAGGACGCCGCACACCCAGACGUUUACCCUGUAUACAGGCGUUUGAAGGAAGAGGCUGCUGACAGGCAGGGACUGUUGCAGGCGGAUUCCGAGGUGCGCGUGCGCGCAGAGGGCCCGCAGGCGGCGGCGCAGCGGGUGCCGGCGCCCGCCGUGUCGUACCCCGCGGAGGCGGCCGUGCUGGCCGGCGCCAACGCGCACGCGCGCCUCGCGCAGCCCGCCAACCUGCGGCAGCUGGCCGCCGCGCCGCGCCUCGCCUUCCGCCUGGCCGCCGUCUCGCCGCAGCCGCAGCCGCCGGACGGCGACUCGUCGCCCUUCGGCGUCACCAGGGUCGCCGGGAUCAUCUUCCUCAAGAACCCGGACAGGCUCGAUCCCAACACUACUGUCUACAACGUGACGGUGACGUGGGGGUCAGAGGGGCGAGCGACGGUGAGGGUUUACGUGUUGGAGGGCGCCUCCGAAGCCUGCCAGAACGGCUCGAGGCAGGGCAGGCCCUGCGCCACCAGGAAGUCGCUCGCCGAGUGCAACGCCUUCUGCGGCCUGGGCACCGGCGCCCGCAACUACACCGUCAACCACCUGCAGUGA